AUGUUUUGGGGCGGCAUUUCCGUCGACGGGAAAACGGAACCUGUGUGCGUUUCCCGGACUCGGGGUGGCCGUGGGCAAGGGUCAUUAAAUGCUGGUCGGUACAUUACUGAAAUCCUGGAGGAACAUGUGGUCCCGUAUGCUGGUUAUGUCGGUGAUGGAUUCAUGUUAAUGCAUGAUAAUGCUCGUUGCCACACCGCGGCUAUUGUACGGGAUUAUUUACAGGAGGUCGAUAUCCCUGUUAUGCAUUGGCCAGCACGAAGUCCAGACCUUAACUCAAUAGAAUAUCUCUGGGAUGACCUAAAACGGCGCGUGCGAGCUCGAGAUCCAGCUCCAACUACUCUUCAAGAGCUCCAAGAUGCGGUACUUGAAGAGUGGGAACAAAUACCCCAAGAGGCUGUUGCGACCCUUGUAAGGUCCAUGAAAGAUCGCAUGGAAGCCGUUAUCAAGGCAAGGGGGGGUAACACUAGGUUUUAA
This is a messenger RNA of Parnassius mnemosyne (clouded apollo), 474 nucleotides long. The record is from the annotation of a GenBank genome assembly. Lineage: Eukaryota; Metazoa; Arthropoda; Insecta; Lepidoptera; Papilionidae.